Molecule: messenger RNA, 768 nt
Organism: Cylindrotheca closterium
Lineage: Eukaryota; Bacillariophyta; Bacillariophyceae; Bacillariales; Bacillariaceae
Source: the annotation of a GenBank genome assembly
AUGUUCAGACAAUCUACUAGUCGAACGGUGUUCCAAAGCCUGGGAAUGUCACUGCUUUUAUUCUGCGGUUCCUUAUCAUCAUCAUCAUUAUUAUUUUUCCACAAAAACAACGUCUUCGCAAGUGCUGCUGGUGCUUCCGGAACGCAAAAGUUCAAGCGUGACAUUGGCGAUGAUUGCAGUGAUCUCACAUCAGAAGCCUGCAUUCGAGAAAUAAUCACCAUUCAAAAAUGUCCCAUUGCCUGUUCGGAACUUUUGGAAGAACCUGGAACCAUUGCCAGAACAUCCGACAGUGAGAUUUAUCAACAACGAGUCACCAAGCAAGAUGGCAAACAAAUUACCUUGGAAGAAUACGAGGGAUACAUUACCCUCUUUGUAGUCAUUCCGCUUGUACCCAAUGCCCAAUAUUAUUACGAACUGGUGGAGCACGUGCACGAGAUCUUUCCCUUCACGGUCGAAAUUAUGAUUCUUCCCAUUUCCGUGGUGGACGACAAUGAAUAUGAUGCUGCUGAAAUCAUUCCUCAAGCCAACUCCAAGGUCACCUUUUUAAAACACGAAGAGCGAACAGACUUUAUGAUAUAUCUUUCGGAAUCAGAAGUCUUUGGGGGAGAAGAUAACUUGCGCGAAUUUGCCAACGAUCGGGCAUCGAUUUACAUUAUCAGUUCAAAUGGACAAUUUGUCGAGCGCAUGGUGGCUCCCAAGCUUAUUGAUUUGGAAAAGCGCAUCAUUGUGUACUUGCAACAAUUGGAUCCAACCUUUUUGGAACUGUAG